Bactrocera dorsalis (oriental fruit fly) is the source of this 943-nucleotide messenger RNA. RefSeq names its product histone deacetylase complex subunit SAP130-B-like. The record is from RefSeq and is a predicted model, not a curated record. The transcript is spliced from 3 exons. NCBI's taxonomy places the organism in Eukaryota, Metazoa, Arthropoda, Insecta, Diptera, Tephritidae. The coding region runs from base 57 to 860 and encodes 267 amino acids.
UUCCUAGGCGUACAAAAACGGAGAGAACAACUCAAGAGCAGCUGCAACAUUACAUAAUGUUUUGCAAGCAGCAUCCUGAGUUGCAACGCGGGAAGCUAACUCCGACCAACCCUCAAGGGCUGCAAAUACUUUGGUCGGAGUUAGCAGACAAUUUAAAUGCCUUAAGAGGCCCAACUCGGUCGGCAGCCAAGUGGAAGGAGUCAUUAAUGCAUUGGAAACACCAGUUGCGAUCGCGAGCGCGCAAACUGAAAACACAUGCGCAAGCGACUGGUGGAGGCCCUCCGAUAAGUGGAAUGACUCCAUUCGAGGAGCAAGCCAUAACAACAUUUGGGGCAGCAGCGGUAGAUGGAUUGCCGGGUGUUGCGACUUUGGGUCAUCAGGUUUUGCCGUUGUAUAUAAAUACACUUGAAGCUCCAGCUUCCUCGCCAACACCAACAGUCGCAUCGCCUGCUCCAGCACCCUCACUAGCAGUCGCAUCGCCUGUUCCAGCAUCUUCACUAGCAGUCACAUCGCCUGCUCCAGCUUUUCCUGCUUUAUCAAACAAUUUUUCUUCCUCGCCAUCACCUCAUUUUUCUUCUUCACCAUCACCUCCAUCUUCUUCCUUAUCUCCUCCCAUAUUAUCUUCUUCUAUGCCGUCGCCUUCUUAUAUCCCUCCCGAAAAAUUGACUGCAGCGAAGAUGCUUGGAACAGUGCUGAAAAAAAUGGAGGACAGAGAAAAGCGAGAGGAGGAGGCCAUUGCUCUACAAAGGCAAAUUGUAGAGCAAAAUGCGCAGAUGACAGGGGUGCUGACUCAAAUGACACAGGCACUAACCUCGCUGUCAGAGGUUAUGGCUAAGUUGUCCCAAAAAUUGGAUAAAUAAUAAUAAAAAUGUAAAAAAUGAAAUAGAAAUGUAAAAAAUUAAAUAAAAAUGUAAAAAAUGAAAUAGAAAUGUAAAAAAUGAAA